GCGGGCGCGGGCAGCCUCGGAAUUCCGGCCAUGGUCCCGGGGCAGCCCGCCGGGGUCUAGGGGGCUGGAGCGGGGGGCUGCGCCUCGGGGGGCUGGGUCGGCCCGGGGGCAGCGAUGCGCCGGUGACGCCAUGCGGUGGGCGCUGGUGGUGCUGUGCGGGGUCCUGUGCCAGCUGGGCGGGUCGCGGGGCCAAGGGGCCAACCUGACGGUGGCCGUGCUGCUGCCGAAGCAUAACAUGACCUACCCGUGGGCCUGGCCCCGCGUGGGCCCCGCCAUCUGGCUGGCCAUCGACCGGAUCAACCGGCAGCCGGACCUGCUGCCGGGCCACACGGUGCGCUGGGUCUUCGGGAACAGCGAGGACAAGCACGGCGUCUGCUCCGACCGGGACGCCCCCGUGGCCGCCGUGGACCUCAAGCUGGCCGACAACCCCGACGCCUUCAUCGGCCCCGGCUGCGUCUACAGCUCGGCGCCCGUGGCCCGCCUGACCAGCCACUGGAAGCUGCCGCUGGUGACGGCUGGGGCGGAGGCCCACGGCUUCGACAACAAGGAGGACGUCUUCGCCCUGACCACGCGGGCCGGGCCCAGCCACCGCAAGCUGGGCGAGUACGCCGUGGGGCUCCAGCGCCACUUCAACUGGACCCACCGCGCCCUGCUGGUCUACUCGGACGAGAAGCUGGACGACCGGCCCUGCUUCUUCGCCAUCGAAGGGCUGUACGUGCAGCUGCCCACCUUCCGCAACCUCACCGUGUUGGACAUCUCCUUCAAGGACGGCGACGAGGCCAACUACACCUUCCUCAUCCAGGAGAUCAAGCAGAAGGGCAGAAUCGUGUACGUCUGCUGCUCCCCGGACACCUUCCGCCAGAUCCUGCUUCAGGCCCGGCGCGAGGGGCUCACGCAGGGGGACUACGCCUUCUUCUACAUCGACGUCUUCGGAGCCAGCCUGCAGGGCUCCCGCUUCCCCGACCCCCAGAGGCCCUGGAGACGCGGGGACAAGGACGACGCCAACGCCAGGGAGGCCUUUAAGGCAGUGAUGAUCAUCACCUGCAAGGAGCCCGAGAACCCCGAGUACCAGCCCUUCCUGGAGCAGCUCAAGCAGGGGGCCCACACCCACUUCAACUUCACCCUGCAGGACGGUCUGAUGAACUACAUCGCAGCUGCCUUCCACGACGGGGUGCUGCUGUACGCCCAGGCCGUGAACGAGACCCUCCAGCAGGGCGGCACCGUCCGGAACGCCAGCGCCAUCACCCAUCGCAUGUGGAACCGCACCUUCUAUGGAGUCACCGGCUUCCUGAAGAUUGAUGAGAACGGAGACCGGGAGAGUGACUAUUCGCUGUGGGACAUGGACCCCACGAGCGGCAUAUUCCAGAUCGUCUACAACUACAAUGGCACCACCAAGAAGAUGAGCGCAGUGCCCGGGUGUGAGAUCCACUGGCCGGGGAAGGGUGUGCCCAGGGAUGUCCUGCCCUGUGGCUUCGACAACAGCAACCCUCUGUGCCGCAAAGCCAGCUUAACCACGCUGGAGAUCCUCUCACUCAUGGUGAGCCUCGUCCUGCUGAGCAUCACCAUCACCUCCUUCUUCAUCUACAGGAAGCUGGAGCUGGAGAAGGAGCUGGCGGCCGAGCUGUGGCGUGUGCGCUGGGAAGACGUCCAGUCCAGCAGCCUGGAGAAACACCUGCGCAGCGCCGGGAGCAAACUGACCCUGUCGCUGAGAGGCUCCAACUAUGGCUCCCUGCUGACCACGGAGGGGCAGUUCCAGGUCUAUGCCAAGACGGCCUAUUACAAGGGGAACAUCGUGGCGGUGAAGCACGUCAAUCGGAAGCGAAUCGAGAUGACGCGGAAGGUGCUGUUUGAGCUGAAACACAUGAGGGAUGUCCAGAAUGAACACCUGACCCGCUUCAUCGGAGCCUGCACGGACCCUCCAAACAUCUGCAUCCUGACGGAGUACUGCCCCCGUGGGAGCCUCCAGGACAUCCUGGAGAACGAGAGCAUCACGCUGGACUGGAUGUUCCGGUACUCGCUCACCACUGACAUCGUCAAGGGGAUGCUGUUCCUGCACAAUGGGGUGAUUGUCUCCCACGGCAACCUCAAGUCCUCCAACUGCGUGGUGGACAGCCGCUUCGUGCUCAAGAUCACGGACUACGGGCUGGAGAGCUUCCGCGUGGCCCCCGACUCCGACGACUCCCACGCGCUCUUCGCCAAGAAGCUGUGGACGGCGCCCGAGCUGCUGCGCAUGGAGGUGCCCCCGGCCCAGGGCACCCAGAAAGGCGACGUGUACAGCUUUGGGAUCAUCCUGCAGGAGAUAGCCCUGCGCAACGGGGUCUUCUACGUGGAGGGGCUGGACCUGAGCCCCAAAGAGAUCAUUGAGCGGGUGAAGGGCGGCGAGCGCCCCUACUUCCGGCCCUCCGUGAACGUGGCCUGCCACAUCGAGGAGCUGGGGCUGCUCAUGCAGCACUGCUGGGCCGAGGACGUGCUGGAGCGGCCGGACUUCAACCAGAUCAAGAUCCUGCUCCGCAAGUUCAACAGGGAGAACAGCAGCAACAUCCUGGACAACCUGCUGUCGCGCAUGGAGCAGUACGCCAACAACCUGGAGGAGCUGGUGGAGGAGCGGACGCAGGCCUACCUGGAGGAGAAGCGCAAGGCCGAGGCCCUGCUCUACCAGAUCCUGCCCCACUCCGUGGCCGAGCAGCUGAAGCGCGGGGAGACGGUGCAGGCUGAGGCCUUCGACGUCGUCACCAUCUACUUCAGCGACAUCGUGGGGUUCACAGCCCUGUCGGCAGAGAGCACCCCCAUGCAGGUUGUGACCUUGCUGAAUGACCUGUACACCUGCUUCGACGCCAUCAUCGACAACUUCGAUGUCUACAAGGUGGAGACCAUCGGCGACGCCUACAUGGUGGUGUCGGGGCUGCCGGUGCGCAACGGCAAGCUGCACGCCCGCGAGGUGGCCCGCAUGUCCCUGGCCCUGCUCGACGCCGUGCGCAGCUUCAAGAUCCGCCACCGGCCGGACCAGCAGCUCAAGCUGCGCAUCGGGAUCCACAGCGGCCCAGUCUGCGCGGGGGUGGUCGGUCUGAAGAUGCCCCGUUAUUGCCUCUUUGGGGACACGGUGAACACGGCCUCACGGAUGGAGUCCAAUGGGGAAGCCCUGAAGAUCCACCUGUCAUCGGCCACCAAAUGCGUCCUGGAGGAGGUCGGAUGCUUCGAGCUGGAGCUGCGCGGGGACGUGGAGAUGAAGGGCAAGGGCAAGAUGCGGACGUACUGGCUGCUGGGUGAGCGCAUGAGCAGCACGCGGGGCUGACCUGCCCGCCGAGGGACCAGCAUCCACCCGCGCGCCGGCCCGUCCUGCUUCUCCUCCGGGCACCGGCCUCUCCCACAGACGCCCCAGCCUGGGGCUGAACGGGGCCCUGCAGGGGGGGGCCCCGCUGAUCCCAGCAAGACAUGGGGGCUGGGUGUGGACCCAGCCCUGCUAGGGGGCCUCCAAAGACACUUCAAACAAUCACCCCCCGCCAACAGUCUCUGCCGCCCGACAGCCUGAGUCGGGUGAGGGGGAAGCAGAGAAUGGUUGGACUGAACCCUGGGAGGAUGAUACCCCUGCAGCAGCAUGGCACCCCCAGCCCCACCCAGUGCCCACGCCCGCCUCCCAGUGCCGCUGGCUCGUGAAAAGCCCUGGAGUAGAAUCACCGACCCAUCCCCAUUCCCAGCCCUGAGCCCCGGUGCUGCCCCUGCCCCGCUCUCUCUCCACCCCUGCGGUGAGGCCCCUGAGCCGGAGCCACAUCUCGGGAGAGGAUCCCACCCCUGUGAGCCCAGAGCCUUGCACCCUGGCGAGCCUCUCCCCCAGGCCUCGCCACGCUCAUCCCCGGAGCCGCGGGUGGGGAGGAGCUGUGGGCCAGGGAAGGAGCCGGUGCUGCCCAGCACCUGCCCUUUCACGAAGAGUGAGGGGAGCGCACACAGCUGGGCAUCACCCCCCACGCACGCCCGGGGUUGGGUGUCCCUGUCAGGGCGUUGUCACCAGAGCUCUACUCUUUGUAAUAAAGCCUGUGUAUCUCA
This is a messenger RNA of Chelonia mydas (Green sea turtle), 4041 nucleotides long. RefSeq names its product natriuretic peptide receptor 1 (gene NPR1). Gene Ontology annotation, biological process: receptor guanylyl cyclase signaling pathway; cGMP biosynthetic process; intracellular signal transduction. Gene Ontology annotation, molecular function: guanylate cyclase activity; protein kinase activity; ATP binding. Gene Ontology annotation, cellular component: membrane. The record is from RefSeq and is a predicted model, not a curated record. NCBI's taxonomy places the organism in Eukaryota, Metazoa, Chordata, Testudines, Cheloniidae. The transcript is spliced from 22 exons. Bases 131 to 3292 code for a protein of 1053 amino acids.